Molecule: messenger RNA, 1032 nt
Organism: Apiotrichum porosum
Lineage: Eukaryota; Fungi; Basidiomycota; Tremellomycetes; Trichosporonales; Trichosporonaceae
Exons: 4
Coding region: 1-1032 (343 amino acids)
Biological process (GO): retrograde vesicle-mediated transport, Golgi to endoplasmic reticulum
Cellular component (GO): SNARE complex; endoplasmic reticulum
Molecular function (GO): SNAP receptor activity
Source: RefSeq, a predicted model, not a curated record
AUGCCGCCAAUUCCCCUCACCCCAGCACCAGACCCGACACCUACGCUCUCCCGCCUCUCUCGCAGGCUGCAAGACGUGCGCUCGUACCAGAUCCCCCGACUGCGCGACUGCUCAACAUCUCUCGCGCGCGACCUGGCCAACGAGGCCCGCGGCGACCUCGAGGCCGUCCGUGCGGGACUGGAGGAUGCCAAAGAGGAGUGCGAGGCCCUGCCGCCUAGUCUGAGAGGGGCGGUGAUGAUGAUGUGGGACGAGGUAGAGGCAGAGUACAUUAUUCUUCUGCAGCUGGACGCCGGUAAUGCCACCGUCCCCUCCCCUCUGUCCAUGCUAACAGUCCCCAGUGUCCGUGACGAGUAUCGCGCCGCGCUUGUGGCAUCCAAGCGCGCCCAGGUCGCCGCAUCGAGCCGGCACGAGCUACUGGACCCCGACGAGGUCCCAAAGGCCGAGGCGACGACGAGCGCGGGAGGUGACGACGCGUUACAGACCAAGACAAACGAAGUGACAGACGCGCUUCGUCGCACGACGCAGCUCCUCCAGACCGAGUUGGAGCGCAGCGUCCUCAGCGUGCAGAUGUUGGACGAGUCCACCCGCACCCUGCGCACAACACACGGCCUGUACGACACGUACGACGUUCUGGUUACCGCCUCGGCGCAGCUUGUGCGGGCCAUCGAAAAGGCAGACUGGUGGGACCGCGCCCUCAUCUUUGCCGCGCUGGGCCUCUUCCUCCUUGUCGUCGGUUAUGUCAUCAAGAAGCGCGUCCUUGACCGUGUGGGUGGAUUUGCCGCCUGGUGGAUUGGCGGCAGUUACCGUCUCGUCAAGAUGGGUGUCGGGGCCGGUGGUGCCAAGCAGGCCAUUGCGUCUGCUGCGGCUGCGUCAGCGUCGGCGGCCGCAGCGUCGGUACAAGCUCAGCGCCAACGAGGAGGACAAGCAGAGAAGGGGGACGCGACACGAGACUCGCCCAUUGACGCGGCCUUGCCGGACGCACCCACACCCGACUCGGCUGUUGGUGGCGCCAACCUCAAGGACGAGUUGUGA